Molecule: messenger RNA, 1145 nt
Organism: Tribolium castaneum (red flour beetle)
Lineage: Eukaryota; Metazoa; Arthropoda; Insecta; Coleoptera; Tenebrionidae
Product: adult-specific cuticular protein ACP-20
Exons: 4
Coding region: 123-1076 (317 amino acids)
Cellular component (GO): extracellular matrix
Source: RefSeq, a predicted model, not a curated record
UUCGUUCCACUUUCAAACCGUCAAUCUCUCGCGCAAAUUUACAAUUUUUCGGCCACUGUCUCACUAUAUAAUACCGGAGUACCAACCCAGCAAUCAGUGUAGUACCACAAAGUACCAUCAAAAUGAUAUCACAAGUCGCAAUCGCCGCCCUUUUGUUGGGCGUAGCCAGCGCUGGGGUUGUUUUGGGCGGACUGGAGGACCACGUGGGGGUGGUUGGGCUGAGCCAUGGGGUCGUGGGGGUGAGCCAUGGGGUGGUUGGGGUGAGCCACGGGGUCGUGGACGUGCACACCCACCCAAAAUACGCUUUCAAAUACGGAAUAGAAGACCAUCACACCGGCGACAAACACCAGCAGUCCGAGGUCCGAGAUGGGGAUGUUGUCAAAGGGGAGUACUCCCUGGUGGAGCCCGAUGGUACCGUGCGCGUGGUCAAGUACACCGCUGAUGACCAUAAUGGGUUCAAUGCGGUCGUCCAUCGUGUGGGCCAUGCCGUGCACCCGCAAGUCGUCGUCAAGAAAGUGGUACCUGUUGCCCAUGGCAUCGUUGGAGGAGUGGGACUCCUGGGGCAUGGGUACGAAGGAGGAGUGGGACUUCUGGGGCAUGGAUACGAGGGAGGAGUGGGUCUUUUGGGGCACGGUUACGAAGGGGGAUACGGUCAUGGAAUUGUAGUGCAUCAUGGAAUCGGGGGAAUUUGUUUCCUUGUCGCUCUUGCUGCCGCCACCAAUGCUGGUGUUGCCACUUCAUACAUCGGACGGUUUGGUGGCGGCGAACUUGGUCUAGGUCUUGGGGGCGGCGUGGGUGUAAUCGGAGGCGGCGAACGCAUUGUAGACGUUUACGCCCCUCCAAAAUAUGAGUUCAAAUACGGAGUGGGUGACCCUAAAACUGGGGACCAAAAGGAGCAAACCGAGGCUCGAGUGAACGAUGUGGUCAAAGGGCAGUACUCUCUGGUGGAACCCGAUGGUACCAUAAGGGUCGUAAAGUACACCGCUGAUGAUAAAAAUGGGUUCAAUGCUGUGGUUUCGAGGAUUGGGAAAGCUGGCCAUCCGACCAUUUCCAGUGGAUUGGGAAUUGAAAUUUGAGGGAUAAAAAAUGAUUAUUGUUAUUCACUGUAUUUGUAAAAUAAUAAUAAAUAAAUUUGUUAAAAUCAA